Messenger RNA from Gadus macrocephalus (Pacific cod), 1408 nucleotides. Its product is annotated as retinol dehydrogenase 16-like. The transcript is spliced from 5 exons. Lineage: Eukaryota; Metazoa; Chordata; Actinopteri; Gadiformes; Gadidae. Bases 142 to 1098 code for a protein of 318 amino acids. Gene Ontology annotation, molecular function: oxidoreductase activity. The record is from RefSeq and is a predicted model, not a curated record.
CCCAUGGCACCGCCCCGUGUAACCCUUUCCCUACAGAGUAAGGAGCACUACUUUCCGCUCCACACGUGAAUUUGCAGCUGGGAUCGUUGGGUUUAAAUCUCCCUCAGCUUAAAGACUGGAGGCUUUAACUCAGCAGAAAGCAUGUACCUGUACGUCCUGGGCGCGGUCGUCGUCUACUACCUGUACCGCUGGCUGCGGGAGUUGGCCCGCGUGGGCGACAAGGCCACCAAGCACGUGUACAUCACGGGCUGCGACUCGGGCUUCGGCAACAUGCUGGCGGGCCACCUGGACUCGCUGGGCUUCAGCGUGAUCGCCGGCUGCUUCACGGAGAAGGGCGAGGAGGACCUGCGUAAGCGCUGCUCCUCCAGGAUGACCACGGCGCACCUCAACGUCCGCAGCCAGGAGAGCAUCGCCAAGGUGGCCGCCAUGAUCAAGGCCAAAGUGGGAGAGCGCGGCCUGUGGGCGGUGGUCAACAACGCCGGGGUGGCCACGCCGUCUUCGCCAUGGGAUUGGCUGACCUUCGAGGACUACAAGGGCAUGAUGGAGGUCAACAUAGACGGGGUGGUCGCCGUGACGCUGAGCGUGCUGCCGCUCAUCAAGAAGUCCCGAGGCCGGGUGGUGAACGUGGCCAGCGUGUUCGGCAGAGUCAGUGCCUGCUCCGGUGCCUACUGCAUCUCUAAGUACGCCGUGGAGUCCUUCACCGACAGCCUCAGAAUCAGCAUGUUACCGUUUGGGGUGAAAGUGUGCGUCAUCGAGCCAGGCUUCUUCAGGACGGCUGUCACAGCCUACGAGGCCCACUGGCAGAGCAACCAGAGGAUCUGGGAGAAGAUGCCCCAGGCAGUUCGAGACGAUUACGGACCCGACUAUCUGCAGAAAGUGGAGCCAAUAAUCAAGAGUGUCCCCAAAAUGGCCGACGCAGACCUGAUGAAGGUGGUGCACUGCAUGGAGCACGCCGUGGCGGGGGUGUCGCCAAGGAAACGCUACUCUCCAGGAUGGGACGCCAAGCUGUUCUGGCUGCCGCUGUCGUACAUGCCCAGCUGCUUUGUCGACUACCUGCUCACCUUCUCAGCCAUUCCCCCAGCGAAAGCGAUCAAAUAAUGGUGCUGAAUUGCAAACCAUAAACUCUGCUACCAAGGCCUUCCUAACUAUCUUGGGAGAGCUCAUGAUUUUGCAAACUUUUCAAUGUUAACAUCGCUAAGGAUUUACAACUGAAACAAUGCCUUUUUUUGAAACUUGAUCAUGUAGUGAAUGUUUUUUCAGUGUUCACAAUGCAAACAAUAGCGGCGCCUUUGCAUUCAAAGUCUGGGACAAAUCGAUAUCGUAAAGAUAGCACAAAGCCUGCCGUCCUUGGCAGGAUUACCAGUGUUAAGCGAUGAUGAAAUAAAGCGGAACAAUUAAUUCCGACAAA